Messenger RNA from Heterobilharzia americana, 4964 nucleotides. The record is from the annotation of a GenBank genome assembly. NCBI's taxonomy places the organism in Eukaryota, Metazoa, Platyhelminthes, Trematoda, Strigeidida, Schistosomatidae.
CUCUGACUUUAGAUAUAGGUUGUAUUCCUCUAAUUAUUGUUCAUUUUAUUUUAUGCACAUUCAAAGGAUUCUGUAUGAUGCAAAGAAAGUAGCUUUCGUGCUGGUCAAUUUUGUGACUGUUGUUUAUCUUGUGUUUUAGUGUUCAAUCUAGUGAAUGUUUAUGCCCUUUUUUACGAAUUGAUGAAUGAAUACAAUACUUGAAUACACUUUCUGUGAGGGAAUUUUAAUGGAAUAAAUGUAUAUCGUUAUGUUUAUAAGAUGAAGUGUAAUUAUUGUUCAGACAUUUGAAAUGAUUUUAUUAGUGUGUUCUAUUCAAAACUAUUCAGUUGGUCAAGUGUAGCACUUAUAUAACGUAUGUACAUUACUUUAUAACUUCAAGUUUAGUAAUAACAAUAUCCAAUGGGAAGUUAUGGAAACGCAAUUGCGCACAAAUGCGGAAGUUUGAUACAGUUUAUAUGGAACUGAGGGCAGAGAAUUCGGAGAAGAACACUAUAGAAUACCAAAUUCACACUUACAUUUGCAUAAACCUCUAGUGUGUGUGAGAUGGAAUGCUUAACCUUGAAAUUUUAGAGUUUGCUGAUUGACUUCAAGUCAUUAUUGAUAUUGGCUGAUGAUUCAAGAUGAAGUGAAAACUUGAACCACAGUGAGAUUCGAACCAACUACCUAAUGCAACAGUAAAAUGUUCAAAUACAGUUUAAACGAUAUUUAGGAAUAUUCUAGUGUAACAUCAUCCUGGUAUUAUAGCUAUUAAUGAGGAUAGGGUUUGAAAGGUUAUACUUUCAUUUUGACUAUUAGAAGUCCCUGCACAAAGAAGUAUAUAUUACUGAGCGUAGUUUUUCGUUAGAAACAAAUUUUUUACGAUACACAUGACUAAACGGUAUGAUCAAAAUAACUACUUAGUGUUUAUCUAAUUAUGUUCAGUACUCAACGAUCAACGAAGUCUCUGCAUGGAUUAAGAAGGCUCAAUUGCUUUCCACUAUAUUACGUCAUCUGUUGCCCCAUUGAUAUGUUUAUUUGCCCACUAAGGGCUAAGUGUACUGCUCAGCAUUCUGUUGUAUCCUAGUCUGUAGCUGUAAAAUAUGGUCACUAGUAGUGGUGGAUAUGGGAAGUCAUGUAUUCGUUCAUCGUUGCUCUCGUGGCGUGAACGAUGUGCUAUGGUACCACUACGUCCUUAAUUCAGAAGUUAGGCUUAGCUUUUAAAACAGAAGAGGGAUAUCAGUUGAAGAGGUUGUAAACGUGGUUGACACACGUGUUACAAACGCCUAGUUACAUUCCUCUUCAUUGUUCAAUAUUAGCUGAAGAAAGUGUUGGCUAGUAAAAUGCUAAAAACUUAGAUUAAAAGGCAGAAUCAUCCAAGUCUCCAGCUUUUGGUCUGUGCCAUAUAUGGAAAAUUAGACUCCUAAGUUGGGCUCUACGUAACAUUCUUAGUUAGUGAGCUGAGACUCUUAAUUAUAUAGGGUUAGGUUAUUUCCAUUCUUAUCGUGAUAUCACUAUAUCAAAACUCUGUCCAAAAUCACUAAUCCACUUUCUUUAUCAUACCUUAUGAUGAUGACGUUCUGAUGCUUUCUAAGCCUUUUGAGUGUCUUCUAAUGUUCUCUAUCCAGUGUACCUAUUGACGUAUUUUGAUUCUUUUUAUACUGAUAACAGCACUCCACUUGAGUUGAUUUUAAAUUUUAUAACCCUGCAAUAGAUGAUCCAAGUAAUCGACUGUUCGACUGGUUAGUUUGUUUGAGUGUUGCAAAGUUUAGUCUCAAGAGACAGAACUUCCACUUGUCGAGUUUAAUACUUAGAUGAUUAUGAAAGUACUUGUCUGAAUUUGCCAGAAACUUGCAUUAGGGUAUUUAAGUGUCUAAACUCUUCAGCAGUAAUAUUUGUCACUUAGCAGACUUGGAUGGGUCAGUUUGACUCACGUAAAUCUCAAUAAAAAGUUUCCUCUUUUCCACUACAACUCUUCAUAUUGUUAUCAACUUCUUCCAUCUUUUUCUUUAUGCAUUUCAGCUUGUGAUUUACUACGUGCUGUCACAGAAAGAGCACUUAUCAAUUCAGAGGGUAAACAAAGUGAGUUUAGUUGGUUGAAAGCUGGACCACAAGCACCAUCACAGUUAUGCUCUGGUGUUGUAACUUAUCCAUGGCCUGGAAUAAAUGGAGUGACAAAUGUAUCGGGUAUUUAUCAAAUAGAUAGAGGGCCAUCAAUGAAAGCAGAUUGCAAAAUUAACAAAAGAUCAAUGUCAAAAGAAAAAUACAUGAAUUCUGGUUAUACUAAUGUGCAUUCAUAUUCGAGAGAUAAUUUAUGUGAUAGACCUCCAUUUAUACCAGCUGGUGGUCGACUAAGAUGUAGUAGUGUUGGGCUGAUAAAUUCUUUUGACUCUAAAACACAUCAUAAAUACAAUUUAGACUUAGGGAAGAAGUAUGCCCGUUACUCGCAUUGUCAAGAUUCUGGUCCUGCAAGUGAGCGAGCAGUGUGGAAAUCGCCUGGAGUCUCAAAGAUCCAUAAAUGGCCUUGUGGUAAACCAACUACUUCAUUAUCAGCUCGAGCAGAUUGUACAGGGAUACCUUGGAGAACUGCUGCAAGAGCAUCAAGAUGUCAUGGUCAUCCAAAUUACCGUUGUCCCGGGAAAACAUGUCUCGAAUCACGCGCACUACACCUGGACUAUGAUCUCGUUCUUAAAUACGCAACAAAUAAGUCAGCAUUAAAUGUAAAGAAGAAUGAUGGAAAGUCUGUAAUUUAUCCACCAACAAGAAUUUUGAAUGCUUCCAAUAUUGACGGUUGUUUUUGCCAGCAACAACAAGGUUUUCAAUAUAGUCAACUGAGCUCAAAAAAGAAGUCUCAAAUGAAGACUAGUUCAGCCACCAAUUCUUCUAGGUCAUCAAAUCUGACUGUUCAGCAGAAGCUAAAACAGUUGAUGAUGAAGGUAUCACAACUUGAAAAGGAUCUUCAAGCUGAAAAGUGCAAAUCCGGUCUGUUGAUGAAGAUUCAAAAAGAUAAUGGUCAUAAUUUAUUCAAAAUUGAUUCAAACUCUCUGCAUGAGCUGCGAGGUUUUAUUUAUCGUUUAACAAGCCUUAUUGAAAAUCUUCAGCAUUCAAAGAAAAACAGUAACACAAAAACUGAAGAUAUCCAUAUUUUACAGGAUACCUUUGAAGAUUUAUGCUCACUUGUUAGUCGUAUUACAGAAGAGAAUUGUCAUUUCCAAGAAAAUCCUAUUAAUCAGUUAGAUAAUGAUUCGAUGGUGGGAGCAUUUAACAAAAACAAUCUUACUACUUAUUGUGAUAAAGUAAAUAGUAGCAUAAACAAUGAACUCGGAGAAAAUAAAUUGAAAAAUGUACGGAAAUGUAUGGACUAUUCUACUGGAAACAAAAGUAAUAAGCAAAGUUGUACUGAUAAACAAGUGAAAAGUCAUAUUCAUUGGAAAACAUACGCGAAAACUCGAGCCGUACAAACAGAAAGUUCAAAUGACCUAAUUGAUGGCAAUGCUAAUAUAACUGAUUGUAUGAAGCGAAAUCAAUAUGAUCAAACCUUUCAUCCGCAUAUCGCUUGGAUAACUACAAAUACAACAAAAGCAAUCACAACACCUACAAAUGUUACCGCUCAUUCUGUUGCCAUACUUGUCUCUGAAUCAAAUGACCCAGCAGAAAAGGAUUUAUUCCCUUUAACAAUCUCAGGAGAUCCUAGUCAACUAACCAACACUUCGAUGAAUAGUAAUAAUAAUGAUCUAUGGGUUAUGAACUAUGAAAGUAAUGAUGAUACUAAUAAUAACUAUAAUGAUAAUAAUGCUGAUGAUAUUCACUGUGUCCACUGUUUUAAUGUGAACAAAAAUGAUAACAUUCCCAUUAGUACUUCAAGUUCGCAAAUGAUAAAUAAUUUCAAAAUUUGUAAAAAACGUUCUCAAACAGAGCAAGUCUACGCUCAGUUGAAAGCAGCUACGAUUAUCAGUACAAGUUCAUAUGCUCAAAAUCCGUCAGAAGGCGAAGAAACAGGCAUUAAGAAACUCCAAGACACUAAAUCAGAGAUUGCAAUGAAUAACUUAUGGCAUUUAAAUGCAAGGUCAAUGUUCAAUGAAGCUGACAACUCCACAAGUAUCCCAAUAAAUCAACAGAAUUCGCACAAUGAGGAAUCAAUUGUUAGUGAAGAGAAUAAUGAAAACUACACGAAGACAAUAAGUAAUCAACAGUUGAACAAUUGGGAUGAGUUUAACAUUGAACAGAAUCCCUUGAACAACUUAACUUUGAACAAUGAAAAUAUUCUACUUCUAAAUGAUACUAACUCUGAUUGUAAUAAGAAUUCAAAUAUUAGUCAUCGAAGGAAUGCGCAUUUAGAUGUCGGUAGCCAUGGUAACAAUAAUGAUGAUAUUAAUAACAAUAAUAAUAAUGACAAUGCUUCAGAUGAUGAAUUAUUCGAUGAGUUAAUUAUGGCAAAUUAUUGUCCAUCAGUUGGAAAACCUACUGAUUUCAACGAGAAUUCAAAUGAUUACGAUGAAAUUGCGUUUGAUAAUUAUUCACGAACAAAUUCAAGUUUACACAUGGAAGGGGGAUCAAACCAAUUUUAUAGAUCAGCAAAUGAUUCAUUAAUAUCAUAAGAAAUGUUUGAACCUUCUUAUAAAAGUAGAAUAAUCAUGAUAACUUUGUGUUUCAGUUCUUCUCCUUCUCCUUGAUUUUUUCUUUUACAGGUAUUCUGUUUUCAGUGUGUUGAAUUGUUGAGCAGUUUUCGGUGACCCCAUCAAUCAAAUGCUAGUGAUGUAUACAUCAAACAGCCGAAAAACGCGACAAAGAGAAUUCGUACACACUUCUUAAAAUACAUACACAAAUACAUAACCAGACACAUACCUGCACACUUAUAGACAAAAACAAGAAGUACGCGAAAUAAAGUGUCUUCCCAUUUUGAUUAUCUGUUUUGUUGUCCGUGAAUUUUGUGGUAUAUAACCGAAAGUGAACGGAAAUAUAUUGAUAAAUUGUUCUCCUUUGCUUUU